This is a messenger RNA of Cercopithifilaria johnstoni, 504 nucleotides long. Lineage: Eukaryota; Metazoa; Nematoda; Chromadorea; Rhabditida; Onchocercidae. The record is from the annotation of a GenBank genome assembly.
AUGACUGCUUGCAGCUGCUCUCCGACGAAAAGAAAUGCAGCAGUGAAUAGUUGCAAUGAUAAUUUUGCUAGUGUGUUACGACAUAUCAGAAAUGAGACCCAGAGAGAUUUGAGACGACAACAUUUGCUUGAUGAGCAUCUUCGUAUCUUAGAGCAAGAAUCUAAACAAUAUGAGAAUCCGCUGCGAUAUCAAUUGAUUCCGCAACGCUAUCGUAUGAAACACAAAGGCUAUGCAGUUUGUCGUUUGUGUGCGGAACAAUCACAUCAUCAGUCCGUUCCGCUAUCUACUAACUUUAGCCUGAUGGACUACUUACGGGAAAACUCUUCUGAAUGUUCUACAAAAGUCAUAAAUAAUGAUAGAUAUUACCUUACGGUAGAAUUGGGUUGCUGCUUGGCCCGACUUACACGUUUGAUAUUCGCGUUAACGAAAGCAUUAAAAGAAUUGAGAUUUGUCUCCGGUGAUAUGUAUCCAAUGUUAGGCAAUGAUAUUGUAAGUUUUGUCUAA